Messenger RNA from Corapipo altera (White-ruffed manakin), 1251 nucleotides. Its product is annotated as RNA-binding motif, single-stranded-interacting protein 2-like. The transcript has 12 exons. The record is from RefSeq and is a predicted model, not a curated record. Gene Ontology annotation, molecular function: mRNA 3'-UTR binding; poly(U) RNA binding; poly(A) binding. The annotation marks the transcript as partial. NCBI's taxonomy places the organism in Eukaryota, Metazoa, Chordata, Aves, Passeriformes, Pipridae. Gene Ontology annotation, cellular component: cytosol; ribonucleoprotein complex; nucleus.
CCCUCCCUGACCCCACAGCAGCCCUAUGUGCCCCCGGCACAGCCCCUGGGCCCCCCCAGCCCCAGCCCCGCCGGGGGGGCCCCGGACCAGCUCAGCAAGACCAACCUCUACAUCCGGGGGCUGCAUCCUGGCACCACGGACCAGGACCUGGUCAAGCUCUGCCAGCCCUACGGGAAGAUCGUCUCCACCAAAGCCAUCCUGGACAAGACGACCAACAAGUGCAAAGGCUACGGCUUUGUGGACUUUGACAGCCCCACGGCGGCCCAGAAGGCCGUGACGGCGCUGAAGGCCAGCGGGGUGCAGGCGCAGAUGGCCAAGCAACAGGAGCAGGACCCCACCAACCUGUACAUCUCGAACCUGCCGCUGGGCGUGGACGAGCAGGAGCUGGAGGCGCUGCUGAAGCCCUUCGGGCAGGUGGUCUCGACCCGCAUCCUGCGGGACCCCCACGGGGCCAGCCGGGGGGUGGGCUUCGCACGGAUGGAAUCCACGGAGAAGUGCGAGGCCGUCAUCACCCACUUCAACGGGAAGUACAUCAAGACACCCCCGGGGGUGCCAGCCCCCCCAGACCCGCUGCUGUGCAAGUUUGCUGACGGGGGGCAGAAGAAGCGGCAGAGCCAGAGCAAGUUCGUGUCCAACGGCAGAGCCUGGGCCCGGGAUGGCGACGCGGGCACCGUGACCUUGGCCUACGACCCCGCGACGGCGCUGCAGAACGGGUUCUACCCGGCGCCCUACGGGCUGGCCCCCGGCCGGAUGCUCCCCCCCGCUGCCCUGGCCCCCUACCUGCCCUCCCCCGUCUCCUCCUACCAGGUCCACGGCCCCACCUGGAUGCACCAGUCCUACCUCGUGCAGCCCACGGGUGCGGUUCUGGCCCCCGCUGUGGAACACGCCGUCCCCCUCCAGCCCUCCGUGGUGGCCCCCCUGGCCCAGCAGCUCGGCCACCUCUCACUGGGCAGCACCGGCACGUACGUCCCCGCUGCCGCCGCCGUGCCCGGAGCCUUCAUCCCUCCGUACCCACCUGUGCCACCGGCCCUCCCGCUGGAGGACGGCGGAGCCGCCCCGACCCACGGCCCCAUCGAGUCGCCGUCCGAGCCCGGCGCCUUCCCCUACCCCUACCCCAAGUAGCGGCGGGGGGGGCCCGGCCCGAGGGACCCCACCCACCUCUUGGGAGGGGCUGCACCGGGACCCUCGCCCGGCUUGAGGGACCCCGUGCCCCCUGGGGGGGCUGUGCCGGGACCCCCGCCCGGUGCUGCC